Molecule: messenger RNA, 399 nt
Organism: Symbiodinium sp. CCMP2592
Lineage: Eukaryota; Dinophyceae; Suessiales; Symbiodiniaceae
Source: the annotation of a GenBank genome assembly
AUGAUGAUAUGCUCUUAUCAUGGAGAUAAAAUACUCUGUGGAGCUGCUUCAGAUCCUGCAAAGGGUUGCAACAAGCAGGUCUUCAGCGGAGACGAAGUCUUCCCGGAGUAUCACCUCGAGGGUGUGUCGUUGGGAACAGACUACGUUCUGCAGGUGCGAUGCCACAACGAGGCUGGCGCUUCGGAGUGGAGUGCACUGUCAGAGCCCUUGCGGACGCCUGAGCCCAGGCCCAAAGACUUGGGUCCGCCGGAAGCUCUGGAAGCCGGUCUCGAAUUUGUCACGUUGCGGUGGACAAGUUCCACCAUCGACGUGGAGUGCUACGAAAUUCUGGUGGAACCGCAGAGCAGCAGCGAGCCCAGCAACCUGGCUGCAUUCAACGUGUUUCAUGUGGUGACGUAA